CUGCGCUCUGGGGCCCCCGCAGCCCCGCACGGCCACCCGGUGGCCAUGACCCCAGCGCGAGGCUCCGCACCGAGCCUGGCCCUCCUGCUGGUGGCCCUGUCCGCCGAGCUCGCGGCAGGAUUGAAGUGUGUGUGUCUUUUGUGUGAUUCUUCAAACUUUACCUGCCAAACUGAAGGAGCAUGCUGGGCCUCUGUCAUGCUGACCAAUGGGAAAGAACAGGUGAUCAAAUCCUGCGUGUCCCUCCCGGAACUGAAUGCUCAGGUCUUCUGCCACAGUUCCAACAAUGUGACCAAAACCGAAUGCUGUUUCACAGACUUCUGCAACAACAUCACACUGCAUCUUCCCACAGCAUCUCCCAAUGCCCCCAGACUUGGCCCCACAGAGCUGACAGUGGUUAUCACAGUGCCUGUCUGCCUCCUGUCCAUAGCGGCCAUGCUGACUCUCUGGGCCUGUCAGGACCGCCAGUGCACGUCCAGAAAGACCAAGAGACACAACGUGGAGGAACCGCUGGCAGAGUACAGCCUGGUGAAUGCUGGGAAAACUCUCAAAGAUCUGAUUUACGAUGCCACGGCCUCAGGCUCAGGCUCUGGCCUGCCUCUUUUGGUUCAAAGAACAAUUGCAAGGACAAUUGUACUUCAAGAAAUUGUAGGGAAAGGUCGGUUUGGGGAAGUGUGGCAUGGAAGAUGGUGUGGGGAAGACGUGGCUGUGAAGAUAUUCUCCUCCAGAGAUGAAAGAUCUUGGUUUCGUGAGGCAGAAAUUUAUCAGACGGUGAUGCUGCGACAUGAGAACAUCCUUGGUUUCAUCGCGGCUGACAACAAAGAUAAUGGAACUUGGACUCAGCUUUGGCUUGUGUCGGAGUAUCAUGAGCAGGGCUCCUUAUAUGACUACUUGAAUAGAAACGUAGUGACCGUGGCUGGGAUGAUCAAGCUGGCGCUUUCCAUAGCCAGUGGCCUGGCUCAUCUACACAUGGAGAUCGUUGGUACUCAGGGUAAGCCUGCUAUUGCUCACCGAGAUAUAAAGUCAAAGAAUAUCUUAGUGAAAAAGUGUGACACUUGUGCCAUAGCAGACUUAGGCCUUGCUGUGAAACACGAUUCAAUCAUGAACACUAUAGACAUACCCCAGAAUCCUAAAGUGGGAACCAAGAGGUAUAUGGCUCCUGAAAUGCUUGAUGAUACCAUGAAUGUGAGCAUCUUUGAGUCCUUCAAGCGAGCUGACAUCUAUUCUGUGGGGCUGGUUUACUGGGAAAUAGCUCGAAGGUGUUCAGUUGGAGGAAUUGUUGAGGAGUACCAGUUGCCUUACUAUGACAUGGUGCCUUCAGAUCCUUCGAUAGAAGAAAUGAGGAAGGUUGUUUGUGACCAGAAGUUCCGACCAAAUAUCCCAAACCAGUGGCAAAGCUGUGAAGCACUCCGGGUCAUGGGAAGAAUAAUGCGUGAGUGCUGGUAUGCCAACGGGGCAGCACGCUUGACUGCCCUCCGAGUGAAGAAGACCAUUUCUCAGCUGUGUGUCAAGGAAGACUGUAAAGCGUAACACCACAUGCAGGCAAAGAGAAACUGCUCACAGCUUUCUUCUGUGUCUUUGUGUAAAUGGUUUUGCUUUUUUUUUCCUGUGUUUUGUUUUAGUUCUACCUCAAUGAUGGUUCACCAAUGUUUAAGUGUCCCAAAGGCAGCAUGAAAAGAUAACUCUGAAGUUAAGCAUGGGCAGGUCUUGACUUUCCCAAUCUCCAUGUUGUUGUUAAUUUUAUUUUUAAAGGUGACACAAUUCAUUAUUAUUAUUUUUUUAUUUAAGGAGGAAGAUGUUAUGAGUAUAACAUAAGCUAUGUAAAAUAGUAAAAAACAAAUUUUUGUUUUACUUGAACCAAGAGUGUACACGAAUGAGAUUAAAACAUUAAAAAUGUGAACUAGAGCAUAUUAUGGUGAAAUGGAACUUUGAAGCUUAGCUGGACCCUUGAAAAGAAAAUUUUGGUCAUCAUUUAUCAUCUGAAGACUGGAAAGAUGGAGGUCAUUGAUGAGUGUGAAACUGAGCCAGGCUCUCAAUACUUUCUCUCUCCUCCCUCUUUGUCACUCUUCAUCUCUACUAGGGCAGUCCCUAUGUAGUCUGAAAGCUAUUGAGCCAUUACUUCUGAUAUAUAUCAGAGGUCCCCGAUGUCUUGAACACUGUGAAAUGGCCAGAGUCACAGAGAUGGUCACAAAGCCUGUGACAACAAGCACUGUGAAGUUUGCCGGCCACUAUAUUUCCUUGAAUUCCCAUAGUACUUUUCUUCCUAAGUGGGAGCUUCUUCAGAUAUUUUAUUUUUAAUUUAGUCAUAUAGAGAGUGCAUUGAGUAUUUUCUAAGACCAUAAUGAAUUUGCUAGAAUUUCAAAACCAUUCUAUUAGCAUUUCCUCAUAAACACAUCAUUGUUAUCCCAUUCAUUAAUUAAAAAAAAUGUUUUCUGAACAUUGACAAAGGUUGACCAAUUAUAAGCACACAUUGUCUAAAGAUGUGUGUGUUAAGAUGUCAUCACUUUGGGGGUACAUAUUUAGAAAGAAAUGUAAACAAGGAAAUAUUUUGAGAAAAAUGAAGAGAACGCUCCCAAAAGGGUUGAACACUUACUGCUAACAGAGAGGACCAAACUGGUUAUUAGAAGACAUUCCUGGCCUUUCAAGGGGGAACACAUGUGGAGAGAUUUGGAGGUUUUACCUGUUCUUUUUGAGGUACAGGUUGUUUAACAGGACACCAGAUAUUUCCUUCAAAUGUACUUCAAAUAUGCUUCAGUGAAAAUAAUAACACAAUGUCUUUCAGACUUCUAAAACACUGUUUCCCCAGUCCCAUUCCCUAGAACUCCCUUCUGCCUGUUUGUUCUUGAACAGAAGUACGCUCAGCAUUAUGAACAGUGAAAUGUUAGCAUAUUCCAUUCUUUGAUGGUUCUGGCAUUAAAGACGUGUUACCCAGGUAUUUUUAAGGCCAAAUAUUUGGUUAUUCAUAGUGCAGACUUUCCAUUAAAAAAAUGGGCGAAGUUUUACCAUCUGGAAUUUAGAUGUUCUCCCAACGUGAGGACUAAUGUUUUGAAGGAGACACAUAUGUUUUCCAUAAAAGGGCAAGGUGAUUUGUAGAUUUUAAUUUGGAAAUGUGUUACUGGAUCCAUUUCCUUUGACUAAGUUGAUAUAAGAGAAACAAAAUGCUGUGAGAGCUCUGAGGGCUGCAGACUCUUCCGUUCUCAGCCACACACCCAUCCAUUUAUAACCAUGAAGUACCCCAUGACUUGCUUGCCACAAUAUUGGGUACAAGAGGGAAUAAAAAGAUGGAUAGGUCCUGCCCUCAGGGAUUUUAAAGUCUAAUCUGGGAGUGAGAAAAGGCAUGUGCGUAUGAGGGAAGAAAGUAAAUUGACAGAUAAGAUAUGCAGUGGGAUGUCUUGAGUUCUGUGUGACAAUGGUUUCCAGAACAGGUCUGAAGCUCACUUCCAAUUUGCAACACAUUUGGAAGAGAUCUUUAUUUAGAUAUUACAGUCUAAUUAUAUCAUCAGUAUCGAAAGGUGCACCUAUGUGAAUGGAUGUUAAAAAGAACUGUGUGAAGGGUGAGCUGGCUUGUGUUUAUCUUACUUCACACACUCCCUACAAGAAGGAAAUGAAAUUAUUUCCUUAGAUGGUUGUAUGCAAAUCUCUAAUAAAAACCCACUAUAUCUUGUUCUGUUCACCACUGUUUGGUAAACAACACACUUACUGGAUUUUUGAAGAGGGGGUGUUUUACUAUCUUUCUUUUUUGUCAUUAUGUUUUAUAGUUUAUUUGAGAGUAUAUAAAUGUAACAUAUUUCUCUUGAUUCAAAUUUCACUGUGGAGAAAUCUUCAUAUUGGAUUGUUUUGAGACAUUUUGCCUGUUGUUUGGUUGUUGAGCUGUAAUUCCUAAGUGAAUAAUCUUAAAGAAAAGGGCAACAAAAGCAGAAGGGAAACAAUAGAGAUUGUAGUUUUUCCUUAACUCUUAAUACAAUUUUACAUAGAAACUACUCACUUACUAAAAAAAAAAAACUACAGAAAUAUUUAUAGCAUAUGGCAGAUUUACUGUAUAUACCUAUGCAGUUCAAUUUACUCUAUGUGUUUUUAAUGGAAUCUUAUGCAAUACUCGUUUCUUUUAAUUUUUGUUAUGAACAUAAAUAUCUUCUUAGGCUAGGUGCAGAGUGACGUCACUGUUUUGCUCUGUGUGGAUAGUUUUGGCUUUGGGUAUAACACAGAGCUUAGGAAUGCUAUUAUGAAUUUUUAGUACUGUAUGCAGAAAUGAUGGGAUUUAUGCGUGGCAUCAUUUCUUGAGAUAUGAGACGCAUUAUUUGUUGUCAACAUUUGAGCAUGAAUUUGUUGCCUUAUAAGUCGUGUGUUUGAGUUUGUAAUCAGGACCGAUUCUGUUGUAUGCAUUCUUCCGUGUCUAAAAUAUUUGGCAUGUCACAUCUAGAAUUCUUAAUUUACGUUCUGCCUUGAGAGCUAAGUGAAACAUGACUGUCGUGCUCUAUUUUAAGCACAGCACUUGCUUUUCAUCUUUAUACUUUCAAUUAACUUUGCAUUUUAAAUUUCCAUAAUUGUAUGAAAAUAGUAACCUGAUUGCUAUGUCUGAAGAAUUUAAAAUCAGCUUUUAUUUUAAAAUGAAAAAUCUACAAUACAUUCAUUAGAUCAGAAGUUCCACAAUAACAUUAUUUUGAAUGCUUCUCUUAUUGCAGAAUGAUUAAACAAAAGAAAAGUCUACUGUCCUGCAAUUUUGUCACCCUGUGACUUACCAGGGCAAAGUAAACUCAGGGCAAUUUUGGAGUCUAAGCAAAAGUCCCAGGGAACUAUUUAGUGCAUUGCCUGAAGGCAGGGAGCGGGCAUCUGCCAUCAUACAAGGACCAAGAGAACAACUUGCAAUUACUUGGCAGGGAAUAGUUUUUGAUUGAUUCUUGAAAGUAAAGAUGAAAUUUUACAUGGCUAACUUAAUUCAUUUAAAAUGUGGAAAUUUUGAUUGCUGUCAAGGAGUUAGGGAACAAUACCAAACAUAUCAGAGUUGGUAGCUGAGGUCUUCAAUAAUCACUUCCUUCAUGUAACAUUAAAAACCAACAUUAUCAACUACUCAGAAAUGUUUAUGCUUAGUGUCUGAAAAUGAUGUUAGUGUAGUUUUUGAACCUACUCUCUCGUCAUUUGUGAAAUGAAACACUUCCACAGCUAACAACACUGUGUUCUAGCUCGAACUGCUGAUAUUCAGUUGGAUUUUGUUCACUAUCUUAGUGAAGACAGUCAUAGUUUUAAGGGCUUUUAAUUUUUUUCUGCAUGAUUCUUUAAAACUAAACCAAAAAAAGAAAAGAAAAGAAAAAGAAAGGGAGAGAGAGAGAGAGAGAAACAGGAAAGAGAGGAAGAGAGACAGAGAGAGGGAGAGAGAGGGAGGAAGGAAGGAUGGAAGGAAGAAAAUCUAGAAUGCAAAACAGUCAUUAAAAAUCUAAUAUUAAACAGAAUUUCUACAGUGCACACAUUUUAUCAAAGUAUUCUAAUAUAACCUUUCUGGUCCUUGGCUUUAUUUUUGCCCUCUAACUUUUCUAUGUUUCAUUAUUUUUCACCUACUUUUAAACUUAUUGCUCAUUCACCAUCUUCUAAAAUUACAGUUACUUCCUAAUUAUUUUUAAGCAUAGCUAUUAUUUAAAUUAAUCCUCAUAGAGCUGUACAUUUGUAAUGGAAAAGAAAUCCCUUAGUGAUCUAAAUUAUUUCAUAUGUGCCACAGUGCAAAAUGAAAAUGAGAACUUAAAAGUUAAAGAGACCCCAAGCCUCAUAACUUGAUUCUGAUAUUUUGUAGAGGAAGAGACUGAAGAUAUCGGAUGGCUGCUGCUGAUUGUAGAAACAGGGUGUCACCUACUUCCGCAGCCUAGCCCACAUUUACAAAUGGAAAGAUCAAUCAGAAUGCAUGUAAAGCUGCCAUGUGCAUAUGUUAAUAUAACAAGCCAUUCAGUGCUGGUGGUCCAAUCCUACGUCUUGGUGGAUUUCCAGCCAAAUAACUUGCUCAGGUCAAGGCGAGUAGGAAAAAUGAUAAUAGGCAAAGCAAGAAUUUAAAAAUAGUCAUUGAGCUAGGUAGAGAUGCCAUGGAAUGCUGAUAAAAUUGAAAAUGCAAUUAAAGAAGGAUAUUGUGUGGAAGUUCCUGGUAGUGGCUGGAGAUGUGAGCAGUGGCAGAGGGCUUGCCGAGCUUGUGCAAGGACCUGGGUUCAAUCUUCAGCACUGAAAAGAGAAAGGAAGAAAGGAAGGAAGGAAGGAAGGAAGGAAGGAAGGAAGGAAGGAAGGAAGGAAGGAAGGAAGGAAGAAAGGCAAGGAAAAAAAACAUUCUUAGUAUGAAUAAUGAUUAGAGAGGCUUCCAGACCCUUUCCCUGCUCCUUUCCUGCAUAUAUUGGAGUGUGUUGGAGUGGGUACAAGGUGGCUUGGUACAUGAACUGGGGACUGUGUUUAAUGCCGUUUAUAUCCUCUUUCUCUCAUUAGUCUUGUCUUUGGCACAGUUUCCUUCCAGUGGCAGAUUCCUGAGUCCUGCAUCACUCCACCCCUCUGUCCUUUCAUAUAGCUGAGCCCUGUCCGGUUUGUUACACACUGAACUUCUUAACAAGGUUUUAAUUUCCCCACCGUGAGUAAGAGGUUUCGCCUCAUCAGCUCCCCAGUGAUUAUUCUCUUGACACUGGGGAGAGGGCUCUGUUAAUGGCAGACACGACUUUCUCUUAAACUUUAGUCAGACUGCCUGGUUAUAUACCAGCUUUUAGCUAAUGCGUAAAGAAUGCCUGCUUCUGCUCUACUGCUGAAUUCCAAUUAAGCAGUGACUUGAACAAAGACUGUGAAAUACAUGUCUCAGAAUGUGAGUGCUUGAGUUACUUCUGUGAUAACUGGUGCCGUUGGAUUGUUUUACUUCUGCCAUCCUUUUAACAUUUUUAUUUAUUUAUCUUUAUGUGUGAUGGGUGUUUUGAUUGAAUUCAUGUCUGUGUAUCGUGUGCAUGUUCAGUGCAUGAAGAGGCCAAAAGGAAGAAUUACGGAAAUUAGAAUUACGGAUAGCUGUGAGCUGCCACAUGGGUGCUGGAAACCAAACCUUGGUCCUCUGGAAGAGCAGCAGCCAGUGCUCCUAACUGGCCAUCUCUCCAGCCCUGCUUCUCCAUGUUUUUAAGACUAAGCCUUGCGCCAUGCUCUUUGGAACGUAGAUUAGACUGAAAUGAGGUAACCAUCUUCACUUUAAAAUUUGUUAUUGAUAGCUGCCAGGAUUCUUCUCCAGUUAGUCGUAAAAGAAUGUAACAUUUGGGAGAAUGUGGGCUUCGGCUCAUCCUCACUUUAGUACUGCCAGGAACAUGUUUUUUCCUUGUUGGUUUGUGUUAUACUAUAAGAUGUUUUCUUCCUGGACCCAACACUUUUCAUUGGAAUAUGUAAUUCCAUCCUGGGUUUUAGGAAUCUGACUGUUAACACAGCCACUAAAAGCCUGAAUGUGGUGGGAAAUUCACCUUUUUCCAGCAUCCCACAUAUGAAUUCUCCACGAGGAACACAGCUUGGGGCAACUGAGGAUUGAGGUGGGUCCUGUAAUCAGCUCUUCCCUCUAACCAUAAUUCUAUAACUUACAAAAAAAGACAUGAUGUGUUUCUAUAUCAACAUAAAACACCCAGGCUUAUCCAUCAUUAAAAAAAUGGAAGCUAAAUUUAGAAAUGGUUCUUGACAUAUGCAAAUUAAACACAGAACUUAGAAGAAUGAAUGCUUUGACUUUUCAUCCCAGUAUUCCCAAGAGUGAAUGAGAUGAAGGAUCACCUUUAUCCUGCUCAUCAAUGUCCGCCACCCCUCACCCCUAAUUCAAAUCAUCUGCAGCAGGGCACAGGGACCUCAAUUUCUAGACGCCCACUGAGUUUUCAUUCCACGGAUGAACCUCUUUCACCUGUAAAGGGAGGCUUGUAUGUCGGGCUCUGAGAAAGUCAGUCAUAGACAUAGGUUUAUCAAUAUUUUCAGUUUUUCUUUGGCAAAAUAGUAGUAACAGCAAUUUCAAAGAUAUAGCAUUUUCUGCUCCCUUUAUCAAAUGAGAUUAUCUGAGUAAAUAUUAGACUCACUCUAGGUCAUUUCCAGAAUGACUUAAGUCAAGCUCCUGUGUUCUCCUGACCCCAGGCUGGGUGAGAUUAUCCACACUUGGUUGGUGUUCCAGGUUUUAAAAUGGCCUAAACAGAGACAAUUGGAUUCAGCUCUUCAAAAGCAAAGCAAAGCAAAACAAACAAACAAACAAACAAAAACCCAUAUUUUUGAUUGAUUUUCAAAGCACUUAUACUAACUACACUUUUCUUUGGGUAUUAUACUUACGAACACAUUACACAUGUCAAAACCAUUGCAUUUUGAAGCUGCAAAAACAUGCCUUGAACUCUUGAACUACUGUGAACAGAAUCACCGUUGUGAAGGUCUUUUUUUUUUUUUUUUUUGUAAGCUUGCUGACAUUCUUAAGCAUGUAAAAAGAUGUUGCCUUCCACAGACAGGCUCAAAUGAAUGUAUAUAAGAACUGUGAAAAAAAUAAAUUGGGUUUUAAAAUAAGAACUGGGCGAUAAGUUGUAUCCAAAAUGUGCAGAUGGGAAUGGUGGUGAGUAGCUGUGUUUUCAUUGUUGGAGGUUGAACAGAGUCAUGGAUGACAUUCAGAUGUUUCAUGAAUUUCGAAUCUGUGAACAUAUGCAUUUAUAGUAAUAUAUACUUAUAUUGUUAAGAAAUAAUCAUGUUUUAGAAUGUAGUAGGAACUCAGCGAUAGCCUUCAUACCAAAAUGUUUCACUUUGCCAACAGCAAGUCAUAAAAGUAUUUAUUUUAAAGCUUUUUUUAAUAUUGCUGCAUAACUUCCUGCUGCCUCCAGGUGUACAUACUUCUCCGCCUAAAUGUUAUAUUUUUAUGUAUGCAUUUUCAGAAAGCAUAUUGUUUCGGGAAGUGGCAAAGACAAUAAAUUAGGCACUCCUUGCACUUGUUUCUGUGAAGCAUAAAGAGCUCUAUUUUAAAUAAAAGAAAAUGUGUCACA
This is a messenger RNA of Psammomys obesus (fat sand rat), 8972 nucleotides long. It is a transcript of the gene Acvr1c, whose product is annotated as activin A receptor type 1C. Gene Ontology annotation, molecular function: activin receptor activity, type I; ATP binding. Gene Ontology annotation, biological process: protein phosphorylation; cellular response to growth factor stimulus; activin receptor signaling pathway. The record is from RefSeq and is a predicted model, not a curated record. Bases 46 to 1527 code for a protein of 493 amino acids. The transcript is spliced from 9 exons. NCBI's taxonomy places the organism in Eukaryota, Metazoa, Chordata, Mammalia, Rodentia, Muridae. Gene Ontology annotation, cellular component: activin receptor complex; plasma membrane.